Molecule: messenger RNA, 1766 nt
Organism: Musa acuminata subsp. malaccensis (wild Malaysian banana)
Lineage: Eukaryota; Viridiplantae; Streptophyta; Magnoliopsida; Zingiberales; Musaceae
Source: RefSeq, a predicted model, not a curated record
CAUGUCCCCUUUGAUCUCUCGAAUCCUUUUCCGCUCUUCUCUCUUGUCUCUUCAAGCACAUUGUUCUUCUUCCCUAAAUACUAUUAAGUUCAUAAUUUGUUUUUCUUCUUCUAGUUUAAUAUGAGAUUAUUCUCCUAAUUAAUCUUUAAGGUCGAUCACCAUCGCCGGAGGUUUCCAAUCAGGGUUAGGGUUUUUGAGGGCCAGGAGUGGCGCCGGCGAAGGAGAGGAUGUUGAAUAGGAUCAUCAAGCGGGGGGGCCCCAAGCUCCCCAAAACCGACGCCAACGAGACGCCUGCCGUCGUCGUCGGCCACGUCUCCCGCCCCGCCGCGGGCUGUGACACCUCCUCCGUCCCCUCGAUCGAGGCUCUCCCACUCUUCCGUGACGUCCCCGCGGGGGAGCGGCAAUCCCUCUUCAUCCGUAAGCUCCGGUUGUGUGCCGUCGUCUUCGACUUCUCCGACAUGAUCACCCUCCGCUGCGCCCGUGAGCGGGAGGUCAAGCGGCGGUACCUCGCGGAGCUUAUUGACUUCGUCCAGUCCAGCUCCGACCGCCUCGCCGAGCCUGUGCAGGAGGAGCUGGUCCGCACCAUCGCCACCAACAUCUUCCGCUGCCUGCCCCCGGCCGCCCACGAGAACACCGGCUCCGAGGCCGCCGCCGCCGCCGCCGCCGCCGAUCCCGAGGAAGAGAACAUCUUUCUCGACCCCGCCUGGCCCCACCUCCAGCUUGUCUACGAGCUCCUCCUCCGCUACGUCGUCUCCUCCGACACGGACGCCAAGGUCGCCAAGCGCUUCAUCGACCACGCCUUCGUGCUUCGCGUCCUCGACCUCUUCGACUCCGGGGACCCUCGCGAGCGCGAGUACCUCAAGACCAUCCUCCACCGCAUCUACGGCAAGUUCAUGGUCCACCGCCCCUUCAUCCGCAAGGCUAUCAGCAACAUCUUCUACCGGUUCAUCUUCGAGACGGAGCAGCACAGCGGCAUCGGUGAGCUGUUGGAUAUCCUCGGCAGCAUCAUCAACGGGUUCGCACUGCCCAUGAAGGAGGAGCACAAGCUGUUCCUCGUGCGGGUGCUCAUUCCCCUGCACAAGACGAAGCCGGCAGGGGUUUACCACCAUCAGCUCGCCUACUGCACAACGCAGUUCGUGGAGAAGGACUGCAAGCUUGCGUACACUGUGAUCCGAGGGCUGUUGAAGUAUUGGCCAGUGACCAACUGCCAGAAGGAGUUGCUGUUCCUCGGGGAGUUGGAGGAGGUACUGGAGACCACGCAGCCUACAGAGUUCCAGCAGUGUAUGGUUCCGUUGUUCAAGCAGAUCUCCCGCUGCCUCAAUAGCUCUCACUUCCAGCGAGUGAUAUUGCUGCCGUGAUCAGGGGGUUCAAACACAUGGUUUAUGAUCCUGAGGUUUCGGUUGCUGAACGGGCUCUCUAUCUUUGGAACAACGAUCACAUCGUCAGCUUGAUCUCGCAAAACUGCAGUAUCAUUUUGCCAGUCAUAUUCGAAGCACUGGAGAAGAACAUGCAGAGCCACUGGAACCAAGCAAUUCAUGGCCUAACCGCAAAUGUCCGAAAGAUGUUUCAAGACAUGGAUGGUGAUCUUUUUGAGGAUUGCCGACAGCAGUAUAUAGAGAGAGUAGCAAGUGCCAAAACCUUGGAAGAACAACGAGAGCUGGCAUGGAGACAACUAGAAGCUGUAGCUGCAGCCAAAGCUGCUGGAGAAGCAAUCAUUCUUGUCAAUUAGCCUAACUUGCAGCCUCUCUCUCUCUCUCUCUCUCUCU